AUGGCCACUGAAUCCGCAAGCGCAUCCCAGUGGGUCUCGCCGUCAUCGCGACCCGAACACAUCGAGCAGCUCAUCUCGGGCGUCGACCGAUACAACCCGCAGAACCUCGAUGUCCUGCACGACUACCUCGCUCAACAACUCGACGAUGGAUCGUAUGACCUCCUUGCCAACCUCGCCGUUCUCAAGCUCUACCAGUUCAACCCUUCGGAUUUCAACUACGUUGUCGUGAUCAACAUCCUCCUCAAGGCGCUCGUUGCCGCUCCCUUGCCCGACUUCAACCUGUGCAUCUCUCUGCUCGGCGAGGCGCCAUUGCCCACGAUCCCUGUCAAGGCCGAGAAGGAGGCGACCACCGCCGGCGAUGACGGCGCAUCUCUCGCCGGAGACGACGAGGACGACGUUGUCGAGCAACCCAAGGACGUUCCAUCCGCGGGUCACCUGACCGACGCUCUGAUCGUCCGUCUCUCUCACCUCAGCACUCUGCUCUUCCAAGCGCGAUUCCGUGAGUUCUGGUCGACCCUGGCGAGCGAAGACUACUCGGACGUGCGCGAAUACGCCGCCAAGAUCAACGAGUUUGAGAACGCGGCACGACGGGUGGCGCUCAACUCGGUCAAGGGCUCGUUCACCUCGAUCAGCGAGAAGCGCAUCGCCAGCUACCUCAACCUGUCCGGAGCGGAGCUGGAGGAGUUCAUCAACGCUCAGCCAGGGUGGAAGCUGACCAACGGCACUGUCAGCGUUCCGGCCAACCCGGAUAACGAGAUCAAGGCCACAGUGAUCAGGGAGGAGAUCACGCUCGACCAGAUGCACAAGUUCUUGUCCCAGGCUCAGGCACCGAUUCUCCGCGCAUAG
Messenger RNA from Kalmanozyma brasiliensis GHG001, 846 nucleotides. Its product is annotated as SAC3/GANP/Nin1/mts3/eIF-3 p25. Gene Ontology annotation, biological process: regulation of translational initiation. NCBI's taxonomy places the organism in Eukaryota, Fungi, Basidiomycota, Ustilaginomycetes, Ustilaginales. The coding region runs from base 1 to 846 and encodes 281 amino acids. The record is from RefSeq and is a predicted model, not a curated record. Gene Ontology annotation, cellular component: cytoplasm; eukaryotic translation initiation factor 3 complex. The transcript has 2 exons. Gene Ontology annotation, molecular function: translation initiation factor activity; ribosome binding.